Drosophila albomicans is the source of this 1010-nucleotide messenger RNA. RefSeq names its product cuticle protein 16.5. Gene Ontology annotation, cellular component: RNA polymerase II transcription regulator complex. The transcript is spliced from 2 exons. Gene Ontology annotation, biological process: positive regulation of transcription by RNA polymerase II. Gene Ontology annotation, molecular function: transcription coactivator activity. Bases 88 to 903 code for a protein of 271 amino acids. The record is from RefSeq and is a predicted model, not a curated record. Lineage: Eukaryota; Metazoa; Arthropoda; Insecta; Diptera; Drosophilidae.
UAAAUUGCCGGCUUGCUUUAGGGAUCAGCAUCAGUUUCAGCGUCUAGCUCGUCCAGCACAGUCGUAGUUGUAGCUAUCAAUUCCAAAAUGAAAUUCCUCAUUGUGUUCGCUCUGUUCGCCUUCGCGGCCGCCGAUGUCAGCCACCUGAGCAAGUACCUGCCCCCAGCCCAGAGCUACAGGCAGCCAAGCAACGAGUAUCUGCCCCCCGUGCAGCAAUCGUACUCGGCUCCAUCGGUCAGCUACUCUGCCCCGGCUGUCCAGCAGACCUACUCCGCUCCUGCCGUCCAGACCAGCUACUCUGCUCCCGCUGUCCAGACUAGCUACUCCGCUCCUGCCGUCCAGACUAGCUACUCUGCCCCAGCUGUCCAGUCUUACUCUGCCCCAGCUGUCCAGUCUUACUCUGCUCCAGCUGUCCAGUCUUACUCUGCCCCAGCUGUCCAGUCUUACUCUGCUCCUGCCGUCCAGAGCUACUCCGCUCCUGCCGUCCAGUCUUACUCUGCUCCCUCGGUGAGCUACAGCGCACCCAGCAACGAGUAUCUGCCUCCCGUUCAGCAGUCGUACUCUGCCCCAGCUGUCCAGCAGACUUACUCUGCCCCAGCUGUCCAGCAGACUUACUCCGCCCCAGCUGUCCAGCAGACUUACUCCGCACCAGCUGCCACCUACUCGGCUCCAUCGGUCAGCUACUCCGCUCCCGCUGUCCAGCAGAGCUACUCUGCCCCAGCUGCCACCUACUCCGCCCCAGCUGUCCAGCAGUCGUACUCGGCUCCAUCGGUCAGCUACUCGGCCCCAGCUGUCCAGCAGAGCUACUCCACAGCGUCGUCGUCGUCGGGCAGCUACUCGUCCGGUGCUGAUGUCGGCACUCAGUAUGCCUCCAACGGUGGCUAUGUCUACAGGAAGAAGUAAGAGCUAGAGCGUGCUGCAAACUGUUCACACAACUCUAAUCUAAUCUAAUCAAAAAUACAAAAUGCAAUGAGCAUUUCACAUUGUUCAUUUGCAUCACAUAUUCUAUU